Paramuricea clavata is the source of this 4885-nucleotide messenger RNA. NCBI's taxonomy places the organism in Eukaryota, Metazoa, Cnidaria, Anthozoa, Malacalcyonacea, Plexauridae. The record is from the annotation of a GenBank genome assembly.
AUGGAACAAUUCGAGGUAAUUGUAAUGAAUUUACUAUUUUUAUAUCAUAUUUUUAUAUAUAUAUACAGCCGAUUCAAAACAGGUUGACCUUUAAACUAUAAACAUUGAGCACCUAAGGUAUGACAGGUUUAAGAAAGUGGCGGAUUCGGAAAGAAAAAAUAAGAAAAUAAGAAAAAAGAUAGGGAUACAACUACCUGAAAAAUACAAGGAGAAUUUCGACGUUUCGAGCGAAGUCCUUCGUUGGGAAAUUAGUAUGAAGGGCCUUCGUUGGCUACUAACUUUGCCACGAAUGGCCUUCGCUCGAAACGUCGAAGUUCUCCUUGUAUUUUUCAGGUAGUUGCAUCCCUAUCCGAAGGCGAAGCUUUCUUAUAAUGGGUAUAUUGCUUAUUUGGAGUCUAAGAUUGGACAAUUAGCUUGGUGAUAGCCCUACAUCAAAAGUGCAUGAUCCUGCAUAUAUAUGCCCUAGCAAAUGUUGCAAAGCAAGUGAAGAUUGCCUUGUAGACCUUUGCAAACGUCCACUUUUGUCAAAUGUUUUAACCACGAAAUGUCGUCAGCGAAUAGGCAAUUCCAGCUUUUAAUUUAUGCGCGCAGGGGGUGACGGGAAGUAAGGUAUCAUAUUGCUGAUUAUGCUGAAAAAUUUCAAUAAAACUGCCGAAAUAUUUCAAUAUCACUCCGUGUUUACACGGCCGCCAUUUCUAUUUUUUCAGCAUAAUCAGCAAUAUGAUACCUUACUUCCCAUCCCCCCCCCCUGCACGCAUAAACUAAAAGCUGGAAUUGCCUAUAGCGAGAAGAAGCAUCUUCAAAUUUACGAAGUAAAGUAGUAUAUUGGGUAUUAUAGAGAUCGCUUAUCUUUCAUCACAUAAAAGAUAUACUGUAUAGAGUAAUAUACCGGGUAUUCCGAAAGUUGUCAAAAACUCAAAAUGGAAGUGCAUGACAAGGAGCAACUUCGAUGUUUUGCUUUUUCUGUGAAAAUGCAAGCGGAAUAAUGAAUGUAACAACCUAAAAACUAGAAAUAAUUGCAGUCUACAUGCGCAAGAAGUAGUAUUAUGCAAGAAAAUGAACCAAAGGUGACUCGGUCGAGCAAUUUAUUGUAUAAAAGGUUCUUUAAUAACUGAACCAUACAAAGAUUCUUUAAUUUUCUCGUAUAAUAUAUAUAACUUAUAUUUUGUGUUAAACUUAGUAAAGCAAUACUUAUUAUCAACUUUGAAAGCAAAGGGCUAUGCGAAGGAUGAUCUAAGCUGAGAUAAUAGCGUUUUAACGCUUUACAUUACUCCAAUAAACCAGUGAUUCUGUGAAUGGAAGCGAGGAGUGAUUAGUUUCAGAGUGUUGCACUGUCCUUUUCUGUUUGAGAGUACUCCGACGUUUGUUUUUUUUUUAUCAUCAACACUCUGCACGUUGGAAUGGACUAAAAUACUUAAAAUGGGGGUCUGGAGUUAUCCGGAAAAGUCCCUCGGUUGGAUUCAUCAGUGACGAAUAAAGAUGUAAAUAUACCAGGAUAUAAAGUUUACAGACUCGAUCGUCGACACAAGAAGGUCAUGUUGGAAACUAAGGCCAUGUUGUUUAGAGUACUCAAAACUCUAUGAAUUGUACAUCGAGUCGUAUUGAACCCGGUGUCAGAGCGGAUACUGUCCUUCCCCCACUUUUUUAGUUGUUAGCUACUUUUGCCCCCAGUCAAUAACACACACACACACACACACACUUUUUAACAAUGGUUAGUGAUAAACCACAAAGUUAAAUGAUAUUAUUUCAGUUACGCAUGUAGAGAAAACAAUUUGAGAUAUUUUAUAACAUUUUGUUACCUUUAGAACUCUGUAAAUCUCCUUCUAAAGUGCAGGUGGGCAUGCCCCUGAACCCCUACAAUACUCGCCUUUGGUGGGCGCUGGCCCCCCCCCCCCCAAUUUUACAGCCGUUCCGACGCCCUGCCUCCCGCAAGAGUUCCCGGACACAGUUGUCUGGAUAGUUCAUGUUGUGUUUUAAACGGAUGAAAAAAGUGUGCUUUAAUCGGCUUUUGCAAAUCUAUUAGGAAAGAAUUUAAGGUUUCUUCAUUUCUCAUUAGAUAAUACCUGAAAGUGUGAAAGUAUUGACAGUAACAGUUAUCAAGGCAACUGGUGUUUCCGUUGGUGGAUUUUCUGGAAACAGUAAGCUAUUAUUUUAACUGCCUGGUCAAACGUGGGUGGGAGUUGAUGAGAGUUGAGAAGCGAGAGUUUGCAUGAGAGUUUUCUCAACUCUCAUGCCUGGGUCAAACGAGAACAAGAGUUGCAUGAGACUUGAUGAGAGUUGAGAAGCGAGAGUUUGCAUGAGAGUUUUCUCAACUUUCAUACCUGGGUCAAACGAGAACAAGAGUUGCAUGAGAGUUGAUGAGAGUUGAGAAGCGAGAGUUUGCAUGAGAGUUUUCUCAACUCUCAUGCCCUGGUCAAACGAGAACAAGAGUUGCAUGAGAGUUGAUGAGAGUUGAGAAGCGAGAGUUUGCAUGAGAGUUUUCUCAACUCUCAUGCCUGGGUCAAACGAGAACAAGAGUUGUGCGAGAGUUGAUGAAAGAUGAGUAGAUAUUACCAGUGAACUCUAUGGAACGAUACAUAACUCGUGCUGUGUUUUCGAAGCCAAGAUGGCGGAAAUUGAAGCCCGUCUUGUAGGUAUGAUCCAGGCCCCUACACGGAAAUUCGCUGAAUUCAGUGCGAAAAAUCGGCAUCAUUUCAUGUAGAAAUUUCAUAAUUUUGCGGCCGACUAUUUUUCAGUAAGUCCCGUCUUCUCGUGGCCCUAAUGAACUAGAGCAAGUGGUCCGUCAGAAUUACUAAAUCUUAGAAACACUUCAUCAUGAAAAGCAAAGUUAUUUGACGACUGAAAAAACUCGUGGAGAGACACCAGCAAGAUUCUGUUUUUCUGGAUUAUAUGAGGGAUUUGAACUGAACACAGAAUGCACUGCAGUUGCAUCAAUCUCAUCUUUUCGUUUAGUUUUUAGCUUUUAGGUAGGGUAUUUACUAUUAAAAUGAGCAAUUUAUGCAAAUUAUGUGCAAAAAUUGAAAAACAUCGAUCGCAACACUUUAGUCAUUUUUCAGCCUCCGCGAAGCUGUCAUACCUACAAGAGAGCACUAUAUAUAGCUAGGGUGGCCGGACAUUUUGCCGAAAGACACUUUGCCGAACGGACAUUUUGCCGACGGACGUUUUUCUAAGAUCAGUACAUGUUUUUGGCAACGUAUAUUUACGAGCAUGCGCAGUACAAGAGAAACGAACACGUUUGUUUUUGAGAAUCGAACUCAAGUUGACGUUUUAUAAAAUUUUUCCUAUUUUAUUUGUAUUAUUGGUGAAUAAAUUUUUAUAUACGAGAUGUUGUCGUCGGAACGGACAGUUUGACGAACGGACAAUUUGCCGAAAAUAGAGAUAUCUUCUGAACUUUAAAGGUUCGCUUAUAGUCCAGCGGAUAUGCACAGAUAUUUGAGAAAAUCAUGCACUUUGUGAAGAAAGCACCAAAUUCACAGGAAGUGUAGACUUUAACAUGAUAAUGAAUCUUAGAUAUGGAGGCAUCACCAAAAUUGAUGCUGACGGCUUAAAAUUUAGGAUUUCUUAUAUUCUCUUAUUAAUCUCUUAUACUAUUAAAAAUUGUGAAAUUGCAGGUUCACAUAUAGCAAAAAUGACAUGCGUCAUUAGAAAGCUUACAAAAAACUGUAUAUAAGACAUUUAAGCAGUUACUUUGAUUUACCAACUCCUCUGGAGUUAUGAGCGGUUGAAAAUAUGUUUCAGGGCUAGUGUCCAGGACUUUGGCGGGAUUUUUGCUUAUUUAUCACGUUUUUAAAUAGUAAUAACUGGAAAACCGCUUGGAAACUCGAUCAGCCGUUUAAAAGUCUUAUAUGUAGUUUUUUGUAAGCUUUCUAAUCAUGCAAGUCAUUUUUGCUAUAUGUGAACCUGCAAUUUCACAAUUUUAAACAGCAAAAGGGUUUAAUAAGAGAAUAUAAGAAAUCCUAAAUUUUAAGCCGUCAGCAUGAUUUUUUACUUUUCCGCUAGACUAUUACGCGGUCAAAGUUUCUGUGAUUAAUUUAAUUUAAAGUCAUUGUGGAUUUUGACGACAGAAACUUUGAUAGCUUCAGUAUAGGUUCGUUUUCAGUAUAUGAUGUUCGUUUAUUCCCGAGAACUGUGAAUGUAUUCCAUGAUUCUCGAAGUGAAAUUCGCUUACGUCGUUGUCUUUAUAUAUACGCUUGUUUGUUUGCGACCUGACGUCAAAACACGUUCCUAAAAAAAAAGUCCGCUGCAUAAAGAAGCUGUCAAUAUAGUUAUGCACUGCUAACGAACCAUUUUGCACUGCUAAUGACGCAUUAUGCACUGCUAAUGACCAUGUAAUGGUUAUUUUACACAAUGGUUGAGAAUUGCACAGUUGAGAAAUGAGUCACAGUCCCAAACAUUUUAACGAAAUAACAUCUCUAUUUUCGGCAAGUUGUCCUUUCGGCAAACUGUCCGUUCGACAAAAUGUCCGUUCGACAAAAUGUCUUUCGGCAAAGUGUUUUUCGGCAAAAUGUCCGGGUACCCUAUUUUUAGGGUAUCUUGACUUCACCCAAUCAUAGGACAGUUUAUACCUGGACUUAACGUUCCAGUAUUUAUGGAGUUCACUGGGUAUUACUGAUCAAACGACCAAAGCUUUUGUCAACACUCUCAUCAACUCUCAUCAACAUUGAGGCCUGCCCGGUGGUUUAAAUUUUGAUGAGAGUUGAUAAGAGUUGGCGGUCACACUCUUAAUUUGUCUUUUUAGUGGACACACCAGAUCCAUAUGUGAUGCUCAGAGUUCGUUCCAGUCCUAACGCAAAACAACGAACAACGACGAAAGGAGAUGACGUCAAUCCUCGUUGGAAUGAAACUUUUAAGUUUUAUUUGAAUCCUGAGAAGAAAAACAUACUGG